This is a messenger RNA of Mauremys reevesii (Reeves's turtle), 4403 nucleotides long. RefSeq names its product cell division cycle 25A (gene CDC25A). The transcript has 16 exons. The record is from RefSeq and is a predicted model, not a curated record. Gene Ontology annotation, biological process: positive regulation of G2/M transition of mitotic cell cycle; G2/M transition of mitotic cell cycle; positive regulation of G2/MI transition of meiotic cell cycle. Bases 215 to 1816 code for a protein of 533 amino acids. Gene Ontology annotation, cellular component: cytoplasm; nucleus. Lineage: Eukaryota; Metazoa; Chordata; Testudines; Geoemydidae. Gene Ontology annotation, molecular function: protein tyrosine phosphatase activity.
CCGAGGAGAGGAGACCGCUUCUGAUUGGUGGGGCCAAGUUUGGCGCCAGCUUCGGGUGUAUGCAAAGCUCGAGAGAGAGCGCGCGCGCGCGCUGGUUGCGCAGCGUUUGCUUGACGGGGGUUUGUUCUCUACGGGUGACGGGGAGGGUCAGAGCGUGGAGGGUCGCGCUGACAGCAGGAGCCGCUCGGGUCCGCUCCCACCCCACGCCGGCCUCAUGGAUCCCAGCCCCCCCCCAGCGAGCUCCCACCGCCGCCGCCUCCUCCUGCCGCAGCUCCCGGCCGCCGGGCCCGGCGUGGUGAAGUCCCUGUUCCCCGCCGAGCUCUCCCCGGUCGCCGGCCUCAGCCUCACCAUGAAGCAGCUGCAGGGCCUGGGCUACAGUCAGUAUGAGAAUUCCGUGCAAAUGCUGGGAAUGAGGAACAGUAACAAUCUACAAAGAACAGACUCAUCAGAAUCUACUGAUUCAGGCUACUGUCUGGAUUUUCCUGAUCCCCUGAACUCAGACAUUGAGGAAACCUUUGAGAAAAGGGUUAUAGAAUCUGGCAGACUUUCCAAUAUUCAGUUACCCAUCAGAAGAAUACGUUCCCUCCCGCAGAAGCUUCUGGGGUCUAGUCCUGCUCUGAAGAGGAGCAACUCAGAUUCAUUGGAUUGUGAUGUUUUUCACCUGAUUGAACCAGAUGACAACAAAGAGAAUGAGUCCUUUGAGUUUAAGAAGCCAACCAGGCCUGCUUCUCGUAGUUGUCUGCGUAUCCGUUCCCUUGAAGAUGGAAAAGAUGUUUUUGGGCAAAGACAGAACUCUGCCCCAGCUCGAAUGUUUCCCACUGGUGAAGCCCCUGAAGGUGACUUGGAAAACUAUAGGCCUGCUUUCAUGCAGCAGUCAUCUCUAUCUUCCCCUGACACUGAGGAAGAAGAUGAUGGAUUUCUAGAUAUAUUGGAUGGGGAGGACUUGAAGAACGAUGAAGAGAUGCCAUCUGGUGUGGCAAGCCUUUGGACUGCUCCACUGGUCAUGAGAAAAGCAGACAACCACAUUAAACGGUGCCGAUUGUUUGGAUCACCAUCUCUGCCCCCCAAUGGUGUGGCUAGGAAUGCCCUGAAAAGAAUUGAAAGGUCCCAAGAAGAGACCUCUCCAGGAAACAGCAAAAGGAGGAAAAAUGUGCCUGGAACACCCUCUGAAGAAGCAAUAAGUCUGAAACUAAUUAGGACUCAGUCAUCCUCAGAGAUUGAGAGCAUUUUGGACAAUGACCAAAGGAAUCUUAUUGGUGACUUCUCAAAGGAUUACCUUUUCCACACUGUAGAUGGGAAGCAUCAAGAUUUAAAAUAUAUCGACCCAGAAAUGAUUGUAUCCGUGCUGACUGGGAAGUUUGCAAGCUUCAUUAAGGAGUGUGUGAUAAUUGACUGCAGAUAUCCAUAUGAGUAUGAGGGAGGCCAUAUCAAGGGUGCUGUAAACCUCCACAUGGAAGAGGAUGUGGAGGAUUUCCUGCUGAAGAAGCCUAUCAUGCCAUCAGAAAACAAACGAGUAAUAAUAGUAUUCCACUGUGAGUUCUCCUCAGAGCGGGGUCCCCGAAUGUGCCGGUUUGUGAGGGAGAGAGACAGACUGGGGAACGAGUACCCCAACCUGCAUUACCCAGAGCUCUAUGUGCUGAAGGGGGGCUAUAAGGACUUCUUCUUAAGAUGCCGAAACUAUUGUGAACCCCAGAGCUACCGCCCCAUGCACCACGAGGACUUUAAGGAAGACUUGAAAAGGUUCCGCACGAAAAGUAGAACAUGGGCAGGUGAGAAGAGCAAAAGGGAACUGUACAGUCGCCUGAAGAAACUCUAAGGGCUGUAUCGGUGGGCAGCAGAAGACUGCUCACCAUGUAGGAAAACAGAAGUGGGAGGCGAGAAGAGUGUAUCUGUUCCUUGGUCAUGAUUAUCAUGCACCAGCUCACUCCAUGGACAUCUUCGCAUUCUUGUCAGUCUUGCUGGAAGUGAUCAGAGAAACAAUAUGGAACACUUUUCUAUUCACCAUGCUGCUCAUGUGGACCUAAUGAUCUGCCUGCUGACUGCAAAGAUGACUUUUCUGUAUGCCUUCCUCAACAUGGUUCAUGGAAAUGGAUUCUCCUCUUCUAUGGCAUAUGUAGAAACAGCUAUCCAACCGCCUACUGUAGGUGCGGUGGCUUGAGCUGGCAUGUGCCAUGUAAGUGUUAAUGGUGAGAUUAUUUUAGUGCUUGUUUUAAAACUAUGCCUUAUUUUAUUAUUUAAGUACAGUCGAAUGAAGCUAAUACCACUGCAGGUGAGUCAUCUGGAUUGCACUGAGACCUCAUUUCUGCUAACAGGCAACCUACCAUGGGGUUCUCAAGUCUUUCAACCACAGCGCUGAUUGGUUUUUGUUGGCAGUGUAAUGCACUGUAGUGAAGUGGGAUGUGGAGAGGUGCUUCCCUAUGAGGUUUUUCACACAACGAAAAUGCAACACCUACAGGAAGCCUACUGACAGUAUAACGGGAAACUGCUUGUUGUGCAGAUAUCAUGUUUUUAAUUUAUUCUGUGACCUAGGUUGCUUUAUUUUAUAUUUUAACUUCAGGAACGUCUCCUUAGCUGUUUCAUUAAAUCUGAAGAAACCACCAUUUCAAAGCAGGCAGAAUUACUGCCAGUUCCCGUAAGCCAGAGAACAGGUUGCUUCUGGUGAACUCUGAAAUGCUAGGUGGCAAACCUGAUUAUGUAUUUAGCGUUGCCAAAUUGAGCAGUGGUGGAGCAGCAUGUUGCUGCUUCUUUCAGUUCUAGUUAUUAUCAUGGUUUAUAUCUGGAAGAGAACCUGGCUAUGUGGAAUCAUGCUUAUCCUGUCAUUUGCAAGUUGAUUUGCUUCUCAGUGAAACUUCAGCCACCUCCCACUGUGCAACUCUGCUAAAACUACUUCAGCAGCUAUGGAUUUUUUACUUCAGAUGUUUACAACUGAUUUGUUGGAAGGACAAAGCAAGAGAGGAGCCUACAGCCAAUGAGCUUUCACCAUCAGUAGUUAGUUGAUGCUGGUAAAAGGAAAAACUUUCAAAGGCCAGCUUUGUGGCCUCCAGUAAAAUAAACAGCUAAAUCCUAGAAAUUAGCUACCCAAAAAAGUCUGAGGAUCCCAUGGCAAGAGAUUGGGCCAAUGUUAAACCUGUUCUAGUUGCUUCUUUGGCAACAUGUAAAGCAUGUCUAGCAAAUGCUAAAGCAGCCUAAUGACUUAGCAUGUGAUCUGGCUCUCGCUUUGAGCACAGCGAGACUGUAGUAUGCUGGUUUGGCAAUGGCUCUGCUUCCCCAUGUGCCAACAUAUCAUCAGUGAAAGCAGCCUUACUUUCCAUAGAUUCCCAAAGACUCUUAUUUUUACCUUAGCAGAAAUCCCAAAGUGCUUCAGAUGGCUUGACUUGUGGCCUUCAGGUCAAUGUUACAAAAAUGGUAUUUACAUCAGAGUACAGCAUGGGGAAGGUUUUGUGGCGUUUUAUUUUGUUUUUAAGUUUCCGAUUUCCUAAGGUCUACUGUUCAAGUUUUAUUUCUUUAAGUUUCAAAAAGAUUACGUAACACUUUUUUUAAGUUAAGUCUCUUAUGGGUGGAUUAAUAAGUGUUAAAUCAGUGCUGGUGAUUUACCAAACUUAUAAUAAAACAACAGGAGGGAAGUUGUAUUCCACAUCCUCGCAUGGCAUUUUGUAUUAGGAAUUUCUGUAAGAAGCCCAGUGAAAUGACUUAAAUCUAAACUUCCUGAAUUAUGUGUCAGUAUUAAAUCUGGGAAGGGGAAAGUUGUUAUGCAAUCCAAUCAGUAAUCCAUUUGUCUGAAGCUACCUUCUGGUAGAUGAUUACCUUCACUGUAUGCAGGUGAUCAGUAUGUACUCAAAGCUGCCAACUUAGCAACAUAUCUGGGUAGUAAAUCUGACACACAUUCCUCCAGUGCAGCAUGGUAAACAAAUGUCAUGUAUGUAACAACUGUGAAGCUGCAAGUCCCAUCCAAAAAAAGCAGGUGGGAGACUGUUUGAGUAACGUGUUUUUUCCCCCCCAUUUGAAAGGGGUCAUUCACCUUUCGUUUCUUGUGUAACAAUAACCAUUAUAGCAAUCUGUGGCUUUACAAUUGUAUUUCCUGAGAAUACCCCCAACUUCCUGGUAUUCAGGAUAUUAAAUGUGUGCUGAGUGUCGCUGUUUAACACUGCUGUACCACACUGUUAAUUAGUGGCAGUGUUCGGUUUGAGUUAAAGUUCCAUGUAACCUUGUUUGGGGGAGUGGAAAUACAAAACUUUGUUUUAUACCUGACCUUGUUCUUUUGUAUGUACCCUGGUUUGAGGAUUUUGUGUGGGUGGGAGGGAAGUUGUACGAUGUACAUGGUCCUAAAUAGGAUCUGUACUAAAAAGAGCCUGCAUCUGUAAUAGACUCUUGCAGGCUGAGGGAAUAAACUACCUAAAAUCCAA